UCUGCACUCUCAGCUCCGCGCGGCGGAGUGCAGUCACGUCUGCCGGGCUGCGGUGCCCGGCUCCACGCAGAGAUGGUGGCCUCGAGGUGCGUCACCCCCGGCGCCCGUCUGGCCCUGGCUCUGACGCGGGCGCUGGCCCUGCUGGUCGGACUGUUCCUGAGCGGCUUGACGGGCGCAGUCCCGACCCCGAAGGCCUCCUGGGGGCCUGGCGGGCCGGACCCACCCGCCUCCCGCAGCCGCUCGGUGCUGCUGGACGCCGGGACCGGCCAGCUGCGUCUGGUGGAUGGCCGCCACCCGGACGCCGUGGCCUGGGCCAAUCUCACCAACGCCAUUGGCGAGACCGGGUGGGCCUUCUUGGAGCUGCACACGGAUGGCCGCCACAAUGACAGCCUGCAGGCCUACGCAGCAGGGGUGGUGGAGGCUGCCGUGUCCGAGGAGCUCAUCUACAUGCACUGGAUGAACACGGUGGUGAACUACUGUGGCCCCUUUGAGUACGAAGUCGGAUACUGUGAGAAGCUCAAGAGCUUCCUGGAGGCCAACCUGGAGUGGAUGCAGAGGGAGAUGGAGCUGAACGAGGACUCCGCCUACUGGCACCAGGUGCGGCUGACCCUGCUGCAGCUGAAAGGCCUCGAGGACAGCUAUGAAGGCAGCGUGGCCUUUCCAACCGGGAAGUUCACCAUCAAACCCUUGGGAUUCCUCCUGCUGCAGCUCUCCGGGGACCUGGAAGACCUGGAGCUGGCCCUGAACAAGACCAAGGCCAGGCACACGCUGGGCUCUGGCUCCUGCUCCGCCCUCAUCAAGCUGCUGCCCGGCCACAGCGACCUCCUGGUCGCCCAUAACACCUGGAACUCCUACCAGAACAUGCUGCGCAUCGUCAAGAAGUACCAGUUCCAGUUCCGGGAAGGCCCCCAAGAGGACUCUCCCCUGGCUCCUGGCAACGCGCUGGCGUUCUCGUCCUACCCCGGCACCAUCUUCUCCUGCGACGACUUCUACGUCCUGGGCAGCGGGCUGGUGACACUGGAGACCACCAUCGGCAACCGGAACCCGGCGCUGUGGAAGUACGUGACGCCCGGGGGCUCUGUGAUGGAGUGGGUGCGCAACAUCGUGGCCAACCGCCUGGCCGUGGACGGGGACACCUGGGCGGACGUCUUCAGGAGGUUCAACAGUGGCACGUACAACAACCAGUGGAUGAUCGUGGACUACAAAGCGUUCGUCCCCGGGGGGCCCAGCCCUGGGAGCAGGGUGCUCACCAUCCUGGAGCAGAUCCCGGGCAUGGUGGUGGUGGCCGACAAGACCUCGGAGCUCUACCGGAAGACCUACUGGGCCAGCUACAACAUCCCGUCCUUCGAGACCGUGUUCAACGCCAGCGGGCUGCAGGCUCUGGUGGCUGAGUACGGGGACUGGUUCUCCUACGACAGAAGCCCCCGGGCCCAGAUCUUCCAGCGGAACCAGUCGCUGGUGCACGACAUGGCCUCCAUGGUCCGGCUGAUGAGGUACAACGACUUCCUGCACGACCCCCUGUCUCUGUGCAAAGCCUGCAACCCCCAGCCCAACGGGGAGAACGCCGUCUCCGCCCGCUCCGACCUCAACCCGGCCAACGGCUCCUACCCCUUCCAGGCUCUGCAGCAGCGCUCCCACGGCGGCAUCGAUGUCAAGGUGACCAGCAGGGCCCUGGCCAAGGGCUUGUGCCUCGUGGCAGCCAGCGGCCCCACGUGGGACCAGGUACCCCCGUUCCAGUGGAGCACCUCGCCCUUCAGCGGCCUGCUGCACAUGGGCCAGCCCGACCUCUGGAAGUUCUCGCCCGUCGAGGUCCGGUGGGACUGAGGCGCGGUCCCUGCCCGGCUGCCUUCCGCCCCUGCUGACCGCGGCAGGGCCGCGCCGCCUUGACCUCCUGCUCGUCCCUCCGUGGCCUUUGCCCCCUGCUGUGCGCAGAGCUGAGACCUGGGUCUCACUGUCAUCCGGGCACCCCUGGGUGGGGCACAGGGACCAGGGGGCCCAGAACUGACUCCCUCUCCCCCCAAGUGCUGUGUCUGUCUCCCUCUGCUUCCCACCCUGGGGCCCCAUCCUUAGGCCGCCCCCCUGAGGGAUCAGGGUCAGGGCCCCCAGUGGUGCUGGAGGGACAUGUUCUGGGCCUGUUGCCGGUGGCUCUGGAACUGGUGGGGUUGCAGCCCCGAGCCCUGGGCGUUACCUGUGGUUGGCGUCUCCUCCUCCGGCCCCAGCUCCUCCGCCCCUUUAGGAAGCGGCCCCCUGUCACCCCUCUGGACAGCUUUCUCAAGGACAGAAACUGGAAAACAAACAAAAACCAAAGGUUCUGGCGACCUGUGGCUGGAGGGGCCUGAGUGUCCUCGCUGGCUGGCCCCGGGGCAGACAGGAGGCAGGUCCGCCCCAGUCCCAGCCUCACGCCCCGCCCCUGCCUGGGCUCGCCCCCGGCUUCAGGCAGCCAGCGCCUUCAGUUCCCCUGCUGGGGGCACCAAGUUGAAGGCCGUGACAUCAUUAAACGGGAGAGGCCGAG
Messenger RNA from Phyllostomus hastatus (greater spear-nosed bat), 2512 nucleotides. It is a transcript of the gene PLBD2, whose product is annotated as phospholipase B domain containing 2. Gene Ontology annotation, cellular component: extracellular region. The coding region runs from base 73 to 1824 and encodes 583 amino acids. NCBI's taxonomy places the organism in Eukaryota, Metazoa, Chordata, Mammalia, Chiroptera, Phyllostomidae. The transcript is spliced from 12 exons. Gene Ontology annotation, molecular function: glycerophospholipase activity. The record is from RefSeq and is a predicted model, not a curated record. Gene Ontology annotation, biological process: phospholipid catabolic process.